Messenger RNA from Ooceraea biroi (clonal raider ant), 4083 nucleotides. RefSeq names its product zinc finger protein ichor (gene ich). Gene Ontology annotation, molecular function: DNA-binding transcription factor activity; RNA polymerase II cis-regulatory region sequence-specific DNA binding. Gene Ontology annotation, biological process: regulation of transcription by RNA polymerase II. The record is from RefSeq and is a predicted model, not a curated record. Gene Ontology annotation, cellular component: nucleus. Lineage: Eukaryota; Metazoa; Arthropoda; Insecta; Hymenoptera; Formicidae.
AUGGCGGAGCCGAGAAGAGCCAAAACCGAGGAAAGAUUCUUCAGGUUCGGCCUGAAUAUUGAGAACAAAGGUCUUCAUCGCUUCUGCACGAUCUGCAGUGGCGCACAAAACUUACAUGAUUUAUUGGCCAGAAAAGCCAAUGCUCGAAUACCUAUGGAACCAGCAAACUGUGGAAACAGUCUGCUCAUUCGUGUUCUAUUCCCGCAUUUCCGCACCGACGCCGCCGGACUGCUCGGCAUCUCUUUGCUCCAAUUGGCACGUGGCCGCAACCGGGAAGAAGCGCCAGCGAUUGGUCACGACUCUUGCGCGGACUUAGCGGUAUUUAGUCGCUGCUGGGAUAAAAGCGACGGUUGCUUAGUAAGGAAAUCCGUAAAUUUACGAAAAAAGACAAACUUAAAAGGUCGCAAGCCAGUAGCAGGAAAAUUUAUGAAAAAGGAACAAAAGCGAGCCGGCUUAAAAGGUCGCAAGACCAGUAGCGUCAGGAUAAUUAGAUGGCGAAUCAUCGUUUCUUUCCAGCAACGUAACUGGGGCAUGGUUUUUCCCGUCCAGCGUGGUUCUCGAAUGGGAGUUCUGCCAAACCGCCAGGAUGCACGGCAUCCUUUCCCUCAAGUAAUCCCUGACCCUGAGGAGCACAAGCAACGUAAUACAAAUUUUAUGGAACAACAUAGGAUAAACUGGAAUUCAAAUAACAUCAACCAAAUGAUAUACAAGAUGGCUGCAGGUAGAAUCGACAGUUUAAAAAUACCCGCAGUCCCAACCUCGAAUAUAGUAACACAGAUUGAUAGGAAAGCUGCAUAUUACUGCAACAUAAAUAAUCAAGCUGUGAACAUUUUCACGUUUGUGCAUUGUCUUCACAGUCACUGCGAAUUGGAUCCUUCAUGUGUUCCAGGUACCCGCGACCCCGCUGCCGGUUGCAGCAGCACCAGCACUCGCGGCAGUAGUGUGGAUUCGUGGUGGAAUUCUAGCUCUGGGUCAGCACCGUCAACUGCGCAGCCACCUAGGUAUGACAAGACGUCGCUAAAUAGUGUCAGUGGUGGCUACGAUUUUCGUGGACGUCUCUAUCAAGACACAAACUGUACAUUUGCACGAUCGCAACCACAAAAAUUCCACCAAUAUUUAAACCAUUGCCAAACAGUUGCUCGCAAUCACUAUUUUCAACUUCAGUCGAGGCAAUCUCAUGUCAACUGCAACUAUCGCUACGAUAUUUCGGCGUCCACGACCACCGCGUGCGCGUCAUCAUAUAUCGCUGAUGCGGACGAGCGUGGUGCCAAUAGGGUAGGUCCGACCGCCAACCAUACGUACAACGGCUUCAUCUCAGAAAACUUGUCAGGCAACGAAUUAAAUCGCCCGUCGAUCACGGAGAACAACGUGCAACCGUACACCACGUGUUCAGGACAGAACACUGCUAUUCUUUCUCCCCUGUUGUCCACCACGUCAUUCACAACGUCACCCACGUCGACGAACGCGCGCAGCAUCGCUGCUAGCACCACGACGUCGGCCGCCGCUGAUGCGCUGAACGGCGGCGUGCUGUCAUCCCUGAACAUCCGGAACAAGACGGAGACGGAGUUCCACGGUGUGCGCGCGGUAGAGCGACAGCCAUCGGUCGGCGAAUCGCUCCCGUCGUCUCGACUGCCAUUUGCGACAUCCAAUUUAAACACUUCCUUGUUGAGCUCGCUAUUAACUACAUCACACAUUAGCGAUAUUUGCGGAAACGCUCGCGCGGGCCGCAAUACCAGCGACAACGACGAAGACAGAGACGACGGCAAUAAUAACGAGAGAGGCAACGAGGAAGACGACGGUAAACUUCUCACGAAGAAUAUCAAGAUCGAGAACUAUUCCCCGGAUACAACGCCGGUGAUACAACGGAUACAACGGGAACAACUCGAGCAAUUCAAGCAGCAGGAAUCAUCUGUGAUACGAGGUAUCAAGUUCGAGAAUACCGGUCUCGCAUUAGAUACGGACCCAGUAGCGAAGGAGCUACACAAUAUCGGCGCGAGGAAUACGGGAGGACACGACGAGGGAGUUGGUACCAUCAUCGGCGCCAGUAAUUCCUACAGGAACUAUACCAAACAGUCGAGCAUUUGCGCAGGGAGCAGCUCCAGCGGAUUUUUCGCGUCACAUUCCUCGGACGCGAUUUCACCGACUUCGAACAUUGUGACGGACAUGAAGUACGAAACACAGACGGGCCCUCCUACGACACCGUCGCAUCUGACCUCUUCUGGCGUCGAACCGCCGCACAGUAGUCAGGGCACUGGAAUUGUAGUCGGUGGCUCACCGGCCGAGGUCGUCGAUAGCUUAUUGCUGUCACCCUGGGGCGCUACCGGCCAGGACUUCCUCGAACCGUCGGAUGUGAAACAAACGACUGGAUUACACGAGUGGGACAUCCUCCUGGAGCCGACAGUGGGUGUCGCGUCCGCCCAAUCGUUGGCCGAAUUGAAGCCGCUACCACCUUUUACCGGUUACACGGGACAUCUCAGUAUCAAUGGCAUACCGGGCCAUCAUUAUCAUACGAUAGCCUCGUCUGGCCAGAGGUCAUCGAUACCAUCUGCAUCACCCACACCGUCCUCCAAUCAGGAAUAUUACGAGUCAUCCGUAGUGUCGUCAAGCACACCGUGUCCCCAAGGAAGCCAGAAACAACAGCAGCAACAGCAGCAGCAACAACAGAAUCAUCAACAACAGCAUCAUCAUCACCAUCAGCAGCAGCAGCAGCAGCAGCAGCAACAACAACAGCAACAACAACAACAGCAGUUGCCGCAGUCAACGCAGCAGGUGGAUUAUGAUAUUGAGGACAUAGCGGAGAUCAUCGGGUCUGCAAUCGCGGACACAACAGUGCCUGGCAGCGGAAACGGGCCCAGUUCGGAACAAGAUCCGGAGGCCUCUAGAGCUUGGAGUGACUUUGAUGAAUGGAUCAGUAUUGUCUCGCCUAGGACGCAAGAGACGACAGCACCUAGCACAUUUUCCCAAAUUUACGUGACCACGACGCCGUCCACGCAGGCUCAGCAGCACGGCUCAACGCUGCAGAAUCUGCUCUCCCAUAAUUACGCACCCUUGUUGCAGGCAAGACUGCAGGCCGGAAAUGCCGCCAGUCUUCAGAAUGCAUCCUGCGGCGAAACCCCAUCGUCGACGAGUCCUUACCCGAUCAGUCCGUCAAAUCAAGUGUCCACGUCCUGCAGCCCUGAACAGCAACGACAAGUGCACUCGUCCUUAGCGGCGCCUUCACACAUCAGAAAGCGGUCGCGGUCUUCGCCAGGUUCCGGACAGAACUCGUCCAAAAAGAAUCCAGCCGCUGGUGCCGCGACGUUAUCGUAUGGGACGGAGUCCAGUUUAAUCGGCAAAGAGAAACCCGUACACAGAUGUCAGAUCUGUAAUCGGGGUUUCCUCAACAAGAGCAACAUCAAGGUACAUCUGCGAACGCAUACAGGUGAAAAGCCGUUUAGGUGCGAAGUGUGCGGCAAGUCGUUUAGGCAGAAAGCGCAUCUCAUUAAGCAUCAACAAAUUCACAAAAGGAUUGGCAGGGAUUGAAUGAUCUCUGUUCUUAUUCGAGUGAACCUAUUUAAUGAGAUAGGAUAACAAUAGAAUAAUAAAAUACGUAAGGUAGAAGUAAAUAAUAAAAAAAUAAGUAUGGACAUAUUCUAGAUUACGCUGUGUACCUACAAUGGAAUAUGGCGUGACGGUGUGAUGGCCAAGUGAUUAAGUCGAGUAUUUAAAAUAAUAUUGAGGUAUGAUGUUCAGUUGAUGCUUGACUGUUGAUAUUCAACUAUAAAAUUAAAAAAGUUUUAAUUAAAAAACUUAAUUUAUAUUAUUAUCAAUUUCAUUAGAAUCAAGAUAUCGAUCUGAAAAAUAUUUUUAACAGUCUUCAAAGGUUUACAGUCAAUCAAAAUCAAUUUUAAUGACGAUCAUGUGACUCUGUAAACAAAUAUAGACUCUGCAUACGAAAUUCGAUCAUUAAGACGACAUGUCUCUAAACAUCUAGCUGUAAUUUAAUGAUACAAUUUCAUAAAUGCAAAUCCAUUUUAUCAUGGUGUACAUGAAUACAUUAUUAUUAUGUGAACUACGAUAAAAAAUUCGGCAAGCCGAUAAAAA